Molecule: messenger RNA, 3315 nt
Organism: Parasteatoda tepidariorum (common house spider)
Lineage: Eukaryota; Metazoa; Arthropoda; Arachnida; Araneae; Theridiidae
Source: RefSeq, a predicted model, not a curated record
AUAUAGUUUUGUGUAUUGUAUAUAGAGUAAUUCAGACACGAAACCUACUUAGCUGCACCUGAGGAAAGAAAAAAAUUUUUAAGUUUCAAAGUUAAAGAACAUUACAUAAUUUCUUUUCUCAUCUUCAAAAUAAGCACGUAAACAAUUUCAAGGUUGUUAUUCUUUAUUUAUUCACGUUAUUUUAUAAGGUUCAUAAACAUAAUUUACCACGAUUCACUGCUGAUUUUUCAUAUGAACUGCUGAACUAAAACAUAAACCUUUAUCAUAAGGAAAUUAUCUAUGACGUCAUCAUAAUAAGUUUUAUUUCAUCUCGGCCUACGGGUCGCAGUGCCUUCUCUCAACAGUUGACAAAAAAAAGUUUAAUGGAACAGAGAAUCGUACAAUGCAUAUACGUCAAUGCAAGAGUAACAAGUCAUGGACAUCGCGACAGAAAUACCAUGUAAAGAGCUGUGUGAAGAUGUGUCAACAUCAGGAAAAGCAAGAAGAGAAAAGGGAAGUUUAAUACCAAGUCGAUACAUUAUAGUCCUACUCGGGUUUUCAACAGCUGCAGUGAUAACAUGCCAGAGAAUGAAUUUAAGUAUGGGCUUAGUGGCUAUGGUAAAUCAGUCUAGUUCCAUUGACGUGGGGACAUCUAACUGGACGGAAUGUCCUGUACCGUUAUUGCUCGUUGUUGACGGUGAACACAAAUUGCAUCACCAUGGUGGAGGCCAUUUUACAUGGAACAGUGAAACUCAAGGCCUAAUAUCAAGCAUUAGUUUCUUUGGGUUUAUGAUAAGUCAGACACCGGGAGGCAGAAUGGCAGAAUUAUUCGGUGCAAGACAAGUAUUGUUAAUAAGUAUUCUUUUGGCUUCACUCAGCAAUAUCUUGUCUCCUGUACUAGCUGAUUUUGGACCUUUUGCUUUGUUGGGAAUCCAGUUUAUAAAAGGUGUUUCACAGGGCGUGCAACAACCAGCAAUGAAUUGUCUUAUGGCAAAUUGGUUUCCCUCACCGGAGAAAGGAAUUUUGAGUUCUGUCGUGUUCUCCGGAUAUCCAGGAGGCUGCGUGAUUGGUGGGCUGAUAUGUGGAAUACUAUGUGAUAGUGGCUUUCUAGGAGGUUGGCCUGCUGUAUUCUAUGUUUUUGGAGCCCUUGGACUGUUGUUAGUUGUUGCUUUCUAUUAUCUUUCACCGAAUACUCCCGAAGAAGACAGCAAAAUAUCAGAAGAUGAGCUGAAAUAUAUAUUGAGCAAUCUAGAUAUAAACAAUACAUCAGAGAUUCAAGUCACGCCUUGGAAACCAAUGUUGAUGUCACCUGCAACUUGGGCCUUUUUUAUCGCAUUGUUUGGACAAUACUGGAUGAUGUUUUACUUAAUGACUGGUUAUCCUAUCUACCUCAGUAGUAUAUUGCAUUUCACUCAUACAGAGAGUGGUUACAUGAAUUCUUUUCCGUACAUCGGACAAAUGCUCAUACCUUACUUAGCUAGUUAUCUAUCUACUUUCGUGGUGAAGAAAGGAUAUUCUUCUGUAGAUUUUGCACGUAGACUUUGCAACUCUUUAAGUUGUCUUUUUUUCUGCCUCGGUUUGAUUGGAGUUUCAGUAGCCGGAUGUGAUCGAACUCUGAAUACCGUAGGUUUCUUCAUCGCUAUUAUAUCUGUUGGAAUUGGAUAUUCUGGAAGCUGUAUUGUAGCGCUAGACAUGACGGCAAAUUUUGCAGGUACACUGUUUGGCUUGGCUGCAACUAUUGCUAGCUUAUCUGGUUUUCUUAUCCCAUUAAUUGUUGGAGCUCUAACUCAUCAGCAAACUUUGGCACAGUGGAAUGUGGUGAUUUACAUAUCAGUUGGAGUCGUUUCGGUAAGUGGAAUUGUGUUUCAUUUCUGCGGUUCUGCAAAUCUGCAGCCUUGGGAUUCAUUGGAAGAAAAUGCCUAUAAAGAUGGAGUAGAAAAUGAAGCCUAUGAGCAUGAUGUAAAAUAUGAUCAAUUUUGGAAAGUUGUGGAAGACAGAUAUAUAAGUGAAAAUGGACACAAUUUGCCGGAUGUUCUCAUUGAACGAUUAUAACCGGUUGCAUCUAUGAGGAGCAGUUCAAAUACUACGUAGGCAUAUUAUUGAUAACUUACAUAAUCUUUCUCCUUAGUAAGGAAAAAUAAGCAAAUCGGAAAGAAUUUAAUAUGCUGUUAUAAAAAAAAAUUUAAUAUAUUUUCCCCAAAUUUAAUUAUUAUUAUUUGUAUAUUUUGCAAGAAAUUUUUUGGAUAAAAUUUAGCUUAUUACUUAAAAACCAGAAAUUACAACUUUUUAGAAGUCAACGUAUUAUUUGAACCUCUCCUCAUAAUGAAACAUGCUGGAAAAACUACUUAAUAUUUUGAAGAAUUGAAACAUGCGUCUCAUUUAAUCUGAAAAAAACUUAUUUCUAAUUUCUGCUUUUACUUAGCAAAGACAAGGUAUUAUCGAAAUAUUGCCCUUGUUAUAUGUUUUUUAGAAUCAUUGUAAAAUCGGCUACUUUUGCGUAAAAGUAAGUCAGCUAUUACAGUAUUCUGAACUGUUACGAAAAUAGCUAUUCUGCUGUUGUACGGUCGACAGUACUCAAGUACAGUCGAACCUCAUUAACGCGAAAUCACUUAAAGUGAAAUAUUGCUUUAAAUGAAGUCAAAUUCAUUUUAAUUCGUAUGAAUUUAGAAGCAGAAAAGAAACUCUUGAUUGAUUCUUCAAAAUGUUUAGUUUAGAUCCGAACAAAUAUAACUUUAUUCUGUGUGAUCAGAAUUGUGUGUAAUAUUCUCAAUGUUUGAGAAACUACUUUUUUCAACUUUUAAUCUAUUAAUCCAUUUGUAGUUAAUUCCAAAGGAAAACUCAACAGGUUUUAAAUUAUUUUUUUAAACACUUAAAUUUACUGACACCAUAGAAAUUUCUUCAGUUUUUUUAAAACAAGUGGUGACAAAUUUGUUAUGAAACAGCUGGAAAGUUUAACAUUUAACUUCCACUUCAUCUUUAUUUGCAGAAAAACAUUAACUCUGGAUAUACUAAAAGGUGAAAGAUGCCGAUUAAAGGGUUUCAAUUGCUCUAAAUUUCAUUUUUCUUGUUCUUAAUCAAUUCUUAUAAAGGACAAUGGGCUUUGACAUACGUUAUGACUCAUGUUACAUUUAAUGAAGCAUUAGAGCUUUUUUCUUAUCAAUCACUACUUUCUCAAUAUUUGAGAAAAUAGUACAGAAAUUGCAAAUAGUGAAUAAGUACUUUUAAUUCACCAAAUGGAUAUAAAUCAAUUUAUUAUACAGUAUGUAUAUUACAUAUUGUAAUGUUCAUAUUUUUUGUUUUGAGUUUUUGUGGAAAUAAAGAUUUUUUAAUCGAAAA